CCCGCAGCCCACCGGGCCACGGCGGAGGACAGAGCCCCGGCAGCCGCCCCGGGAUGGACAGGAACACCGGCGCCUGCGGCACAGAGAGUCAGCACAGGAGCCCCCAUGGGGAGGUGGAAAAUAAGCAUGAGGAGAAGGUCCAGGAUCCUGACAGAACAGAGGACAAGAGCAGGGCAGAGAUGGGGAGCAAAACCUGGGCAGAGCUGGCUGGGGAGAUGAAGAUCUUCCUGUGGAACCCGGAGGAGAGAACAUGCCUGGGGAGAACAGCCAAGAGCUGGGGCCUGGUUUUACUGUUUUAUUUGAUUUUCUACACGUGCCUGGCAGGAAUGUUUGCCUUUUGCCUGUAUGUGAUGCUGCUCACGCUGAGCCCCUACACCCCCAGGUAUCGGGACCGUGUGUCUCCACCAGGAGUAAUGAUCAGACCAUACUUGAACGGGUUCACCAUUGCCUUCAACGUCUCCCAGCCCAGCACGUGGCAGCCCUAUGUGGACAGCAUGCACCACUUCCUAGCAGCUUACGAUGACAAAGUUCAAGAGGAGAAGAAUAUUGAGUGUGUCCCAGGACAGUAUUUCAUCCAAGGGGGAGCUGAAAGCGAGGAGAAGAAAUCCUGCCAGUUCAAACGCUCACUGCUGCAGAACUGCUCUGGCAUUGAGGACCCAACUUUUGGCUACUCUAGAGGCCAGCCCUGCAUCCUGCUGAAGAUGAACCGGAUCAUAGGCUACCGCCCUGGUGCGGGGGUCCCCGUGAGUGUGGACUGCAAAGUGCAGAAGGGCAAUGAGAGUGAUCUCAGAUCAGUGGACUUCUACCCUGGAAAUGGGACAUUUGAUCUCAUGUAUUAUCCCUACUAUGGCAAGUUCACUCACGUCAACUACACCUCCCCACUGGUGGCCAUGCACUUCACAGAUGUGAAGAGGAAUUUUUCAGUCCCAAUUCAGUGCAGUCUGAAUGGGAAAGGAAUCAUCAAUGACCUGAACAGCGACCGCUUCCUGGGACGAAUCAUUUUCAUCCUCAGAAUUGGAAAGUAGCCACCACACAUGCUGGGCACUUAGGUUAAGUCAAUCAGAGGCUUUUUCCUUUUUAAAGCACUAAGCCAGCAAUUUUUCUGCUAGGAAAAAACAGGCACGUGAAGAUUUUUGCUAAUUUAUUUUUGUCCAUAGCUAGGCAACAAAUGAAAUUCAAUGGAGAGUGGAGCCACAUUUUUCAUAAUCUAAUGUAAAGCAUUACUAGCGAAAUUAAAUGUUAUCUUCUGGGCAGAGACCCUGCAAAAGCAUU
Molecule: messenger RNA, 1272 nt
Organism: Calypte anna (Anna's hummingbird)
Lineage: Eukaryota; Metazoa; Chordata; Aves; Apodiformes; Trochilidae
Gene: ATP1B4
Product: ATPase Na+/K+ transporting family member beta 4
Exons: 9
Coding region: 54-1025 (323 amino acids)
Biological process (GO): sodium ion transport; potassium ion transport; regulation of DNA-templated transcription
Cellular component (GO): sodium:potassium-exchanging ATPase complex; nuclear inner membrane
Source: RefSeq, a predicted model, not a curated record